GAGCCUAUCACUGAUCUCUGGCUCUCCUCCUACAUAGUGCGCCAAAGUUGGGCACUUUAACAACUUGCAAAGCUCUCAGCUGACACAAUUUGUUCCCCCAAAAAGCCAUCACCUACCGACAGAGAAGGAAAGAGAAAGCACUGUGCGUGCUGCGCUACUGCCCAGGUCCCCGCCAUUGUAUGACCACCCUACUUCAUCUGCACAGCUUCCAGGCACCUUCCUCUUCCCCAAGUGUCUCAGGUCCCUUUUUGCACAGUUUUGUUUACGCUCUUUAGUAAAUCCUCUUGUACAUUUGGCCGAACUGGGGUCUGCACAGGACGGAGCGGAGUUCUACGGCUGUUCCACAGACUUGAUACUGCCCUGGCUUACUCCGACCUCCAGCGAAUGGCUGCACUGCCUGGCACUGUCCCAAGGAUGAUGCGGCCGGCUCCAGGUCAGAAUUACCCCCGCACCGGAUUCCCCCUGGAAGUGUCUACUCCCCUGGGCCAGGGUCGAGUCAAUCAGCUCGGGGGAGUCUUCAUCAAUGGAAGACCCCUGCCCAACCAUAUCCGCCACAAGAUCGUAGAGAUGGCUCAUCACGGCAUCAGACCCUGCGUAAUAUCCCGCCAGCUCAGGGUCUCCCAUGGGUGCGUGUCUAAAAUCCUCUGCAGAUACCAGGAGACAGGCUCCAUCCGGCCCGGGGCCAUCGGAGGCAGCAAGCCAAGGCAGGUCGCCACUCCCGACGUUGAGAAGAAGAUCGAGGAGUACAAGCGGGAGAAUCCCGGGAUGUUCAGCUGGGAGAUCCGGGAUCGGCUGCUGAAGGACGGACACUGUGACCGGAGCUCGGUCCCCUCAGGUUUAGUGAGUUCGAUUAGCCGGGUCCUCAGAAUCAAGUUCGGGAAAAAAGAGGAAGAUGAAGAUUGUGACAAGAAAGAAGAGGAUGGAGACAAGAAAACCAAGCACAGCAUCGAUGGCAUCCUGGGCGACAAAGGGAACCGCCUGGACGAAGGGUCAGACGUAGAGUCGGAACCAGAUCUCCCCCUGAAACGGAAACAGAGGCGCAGCCGUACGACGUUCACUGCGGAACAGCUGGAGGAGCUGGAGAAGGCCUUUGAGAGAACGCACUAUCCGGAUAUAUACACGCGGGAGGAACUGGCGCAGAGGACCAAGCUGACCGAAGCCAGAGUGCAGGUCUGGUUCAGCAAUCGAAGGGCUCGGUGGCGCAAGCAAGCUGGAGCCAAUCAGCUGGCAGCAUUUAACCACUUGUUGCCAGGAGGGUUUCCUCCAACGGGAAUGCCAGCACUGCCUCCAUAUCAGCUGCCUGAGGCGUCAUACCCAGGAGCCGGCCUCUCCCAAGAUGGCGGGAGCACAGUCCACAGACCUCAGCCUCUUCCACCAUCCUCCAUGCACCAAGGUGGUCUAUCGGCUGCAAGCGCGGAUCCUGGAGCAGCCUAUGGUGCCAGGCAUAGCUUCUCAAGUUAUUCGGACAGUUUCAUCAACCACGGGGGACCGUCCAACCACAUGAACCCGGUCAGUAAUGGCCUCUCCCCACAGGUAAUGAGUAUUCUCAGCAGUCCCAAUGGCGUGGGCCCGCAGUCCCAGUCAGACUUUUCCAUCUCCCCUCUGCAUGGUGGGCUGGAAACCAGUAACUCCCUCUCCGCCAGCUGCAGCCAGCGCAGUGACUCCAUCAAGUCUGUGGACAGCCUCUCGACAUCCCAGUCCUACUGCGCCCCCACGUACAGCACAACAGGAUACAACAUGGACCCCGUGGCUAGCUACCAGUACGGACAAUAUGGACAAACUGCUGUUGAUUACUUGGCUAAAAACGUCAGCCUGUCCACACAGCGCCGGAUGAAACUUGGCGAGCACUCGGCUGUCCUGGGCCUUUUACCUGUUGAGACUGGGCAAGCCUACUGAAGUCUUCGCACCUGUAAUGCCACCAGAACCAGCACCUGAGGGCUGCCCUGUACAUCUCCCCACGUUAUACAUUUGUGCCAAUUCACUGCUCUCAUCCCCUGGGACAACCGCAGAGCAAAUACUCUAUGGUCGGCCUGCAUCCAGAAAAGUGUUGGCGUCUGUUCCCAGGAAUGGUCCAUGCAAUGAUUUAGAAGCUGCCGGCAUGCUCUGAAACACUUUGAGGGUAUUCAAACUUUUCCGCAAAGUAGAGGCAGCCUUGACAGGACUAGCGCAGUAUUUGCCUAUGAAAUGGGUGAGAACGAGGCACAAAUACAGAAAAUCUGCCAUGUUUCCGAGCGUAGAUGUGUAAUAAUCCAUGUCAGGGAACAGUCUCUCACCCACAUUUCAUUCCCUAUUGUAACUUGUGGUUGAAGAACACUCCCAUAAACAUUCCAUACACAGGAGUUGUAGACCAAUGACUUUCAAAAUGAAGAUUACUCAAAAGAGUAUGAGCAAGUGAUUUCACCAUCAGUCAGUAUAGAUGUACUGGAUAAUGUUUACUUCACUGAAUAUUGGGACCAUUUCUACAGACUAUUGCAUUCUGAUUUUUCUUCAAGGAGGACGAUUCUGUUGUGAAGUUUUGGAAGCAAUCCCAGGCGUUACUAAAACAAUAUUGUAGCUAACGUAACAUUGAGCAGGAUCGGCUACUCUGUAACACAGGACCACAGGGCAGGCCGUCACGUUACAGAUGUCCAUGGUAGGCCUACGAUUGCCCCCAACCGUACUUGAAAUAUCUGUAAUAAUGUGUUGACGUCAGUCAGGAACCUAAGUUUGGAAGAAUAAUUUAGUGCCAUCAUGGCCAGAAAUUUACCUCCCAAGAUAUAUGUCCCAAUGAAAUAAUUAUUACACAUCUCAGCAUCAUUUGGAUGGCGCAGAGAAACAAUUUAGGAUGACCUCCAAAUGUUAACCUCGUAUAACUUGUCCGACAAGAAAAGUGAUCUCGGAUGUGAAUAUCCAAACAAACGUAGUCGUGAUAUUUAUUCCAUAUGCUUACUCGCAUUCCAGGAUGUUGGAAUUCAUCUACCAGAACACAUGAAUAGAUGGUAUCAGUAUACCGUCACUUAGGCUGCCGGGGUCUCCAGCGUGACCACGUCUAGCAUUACGACACAGAUGACGCAACAGUUAAUGCUGGUUGGCGGACCACUAUUAAAUAGAAGGAUGUUAUUCCAUUGAACCUUCCAAACCAGUGCUGAGAGGUGUAAAUUCCUUUUGAAAUCCCAUUUUAGCUACUGGUUCAAGAUGAUGUAUAUAGUAUAGUUACCCUGUUCCAAAUCAUUCCAGUGCUAAAACCCAUCUGCAGUUUCAUGUGAAUAUUUUCACAGCAAAAGAUGUAUAGUAUGGUUGAUGUAUAAGAAUUAUGUGAAGUCUUCAGAAGAUUUAUAUAUUAUGUUCCAAGAGAGAAAUAUUGAUAUAGGGAAAUGGUGGUGAUUGUUGGGGCGCAAAGGGCACACCUUCUCUAAAAUACCAAACACUCCACAUCAUGAUAAGCUUUUAUCUACAAAAGACUCCGAUACCCCAUAGUAUAAGACUAUACGCUCUUACAGACGGACCUUGCGGAGGACAAGGAGAAGAGGACAGCAGAAAGGCUCCAAGAGACAUUCCAUAAGAAGACUCCUCUAUCGGAGAAGGAGCCGACAUCACUUAAUGCACAAAUGGACACUUGACUUUUUAUUUUAUUUUAAAUAUUUCUAUAAAAUGGACAUUUGAGGGAUGCAGACCCCCCGGUCACAGGGACUGUGUGGGGGCAUUGCAGUACCCCACCUACACAUGUAUAUUAAAUGCUCCUAACCCUUUAGUCUAACGCCACCAACAAGGAUUCCCGUAUAUAGCACUAGAUAGCAUUCCAUAAACCGUCACCUCUGUGUCUGAUUCCCAAGUGUGCGCAUCAGUGUGUACAUAUAUAUAUGCGUACAUAUAUAUAAUCCCACUAUAAUUUAUUCAGCUAUAUUAAGUCGUAGAUUAGAAAGAUAAACUUGUACUUGUUUCAUCCUCAUCCCUGCUAGCGGACGUCAGCGACUUACGGGCGACCUCUGUAGCAGCGACGUGGUAACUACCCGUGCCUGUAUGUGGAUUUGUGUACCUCAGGCAUUGUUGUUAUGCAUUAAAGAAGAUGAAACCUA
This is a messenger RNA of Pseudophryne corroboree (corroboree frog), 4055 nucleotides long. It is a transcript of the gene PAX7, whose product is annotated as paired box 7. The record is from RefSeq and is a predicted model, not a curated record. The transcript has 9 exons. NCBI's taxonomy places the organism in Eukaryota, Metazoa, Chordata, Amphibia, Anura, Myobatrachidae. Gene Ontology annotation, biological process: regulation of transcription by RNA polymerase II; anatomical structure development. Gene Ontology annotation, molecular function: DNA-binding transcription factor activity, RNA polymerase II-specific; RNA polymerase II cis-regulatory region sequence-specific DNA binding. The coding region runs from base 385 to 1896 and encodes 503 amino acids.